Molecule: messenger RNA, 645 nt
Organism: Pseudophryne corroboree (corroboree frog)
Lineage: Eukaryota; Metazoa; Chordata; Amphibia; Anura; Myobatrachidae
Gene: CUTA
Product: cutA divalent cation tolerance homolog
Exons: 7
Coding region: 112-564 (150 amino acids)
Biological process (GO): response to metal ion
Molecular function (GO): copper ion binding
Source: RefSeq, a predicted model, not a curated record
CUGGGCAAGGGUUUACCUCUGAAGGGAGCAUAGAACAUCAUUCCACAGCUAAGACGUAAAUCUGGACAUGGAAAGUCCCCCGGAGAAGACACACCGGGAGGAGGAGCGUUUAUGUAUCCGUUGUCAUCCUGUCUGAAAUUCGGGGCUCUGAUAAUAGCUGGAUUUGCAGUGGUGUGUAUGACCCCUCCGCUGCUCAGGAUUGUGGGACUGCGAGCCUUUACUAUGGCCACCGAAGCUUACAAAUCGGGAUCUCUCUCCGCUGCCUACGUCACCUGCCCCAAUGACACAGUGGCCAAGGACAUAGCCCGGGGCCUUGUGGAGAGGAAGCUGGCGGCCUGUGUGAAUAUUAUACCGCAGAUAACCUCCAUAUAUGAGUGGAAGGGGAAGGUGGAGGAGGACAGUGAGAUACUGCUGAUGAUUAAGACCAGAUCAUCUAAAGUGCCUGCUGUAACAGACUACGUCAGGUCGGUGCAUCCAUAUGAAAUCUGUGAGGUGAUCAGUGUCCCCAUAGAGCAGGGGAACCCCCCGUAUCUGACCUGGGUUGCAGACGCUGUGCCAGAAUGAGGCCCUGCACCAACCAGCGAUGCUCUGCAGCCGUCACAUCUGAGGAGAGCUAAAUAAAUGUGUUUCUUAGUGAUAAUAGAA